AUGCCUCCAGUCCGGAAGAGAAAGCUCGAUCCACUUCCAAAAAGGCAUAGACAUCGUAGGAAGGUCUUAUGGAAAAAGAGAAUGAGAAAGAGCAAGAGGGAGGAGAAGGUGCAGACCCACUGCCCCAGCAUUCUUCUAGCGCCUUUGGUACCACCACAAAUUGAAGAAGACGAGGCAGUCGAUAAAAAGCGGACCCUACUCAGUGCCAAGGAAGAUGAUCCCGACUGUCCCAAUGAGGACAGAUUACAGAGUCGGCAAGAUAAAAGUGCUUGUGUAAUGCAUCAGGAAUGUCAGGUCCAGCCCUGUGAGCUCUCAGUAUCCCAGGAGCUCGGACCCUCUUCUCCUGCAGUAACAUCCUUGGCAUCACCACCGCUCUGCUUCGGUCGUUUUUUAAACUGUGUCUGCCAGACCUUCUCAAGGGCUAGAAAGAGGAAGUCUCCCAGAAGAGAGCACACCAAGCAGGCUGAGGCAGGAGGUGACGCUAAGGCUCUGAGACCUGGUUGCUGCAGGUUCGGGGCAAGAACAAAAUGCAGCCUCACUAAACCCUGUAGCAAGUUGAAAUUGAUUUAGGUUUCCCUUGCAUUUAAUUUUAUAGUUUUCUCUAUGUCUUUAUUCCUGUCAGUUGAGUUCUUGUCUGUCAAAGCGAGAGCUCCUCUUAGGUUGAGAUCCCCCAGCCUAAAGAGGUAG
Vicugna pacos (alpaca) is the source of this 687-nucleotide messenger RNA. RefSeq lists its product as uncharacterized. The record is from RefSeq and is a predicted model, not a curated record. NCBI's taxonomy places the organism in Eukaryota, Metazoa, Chordata, Mammalia, Artiodactyla, Camelidae.